Quercus lobata is the source of this 974-nucleotide messenger RNA. RefSeq names its product 50S ribosomal protein L7/L12-like. The record is from RefSeq and is a predicted model, not a curated record. Gene Ontology annotation, molecular function: mRNA binding; structural constituent of ribosome. Gene Ontology annotation, cellular component: ribosome. The transcript has a single exon. The coding region runs from base 643 to 957 and encodes 104 amino acids. Gene Ontology annotation, biological process: translation. NCBI's taxonomy places the organism in Eukaryota, Viridiplantae, Streptophyta, Magnoliopsida, Fagales, Fagaceae.
AUUUUCUUAGCAACCAUAUAACAAUAAAAGAAAUCAAACUCUUCAAUCUUAGUCUUAAACACCCAUUUGGCUCAACUUUCAGUAAGUCUCUCAUCUUUACAACAACCUCAAUAACAUAAAUCACAAAACCCAGAAUUUCUUUCUCCUUCCCAAUCGAAAACAAAUCAAAAGUUUCAACUUUACACAGCAAUAUAAAGCUCAAACAGCACAAACUACAAUACCUAAUUUUUUUUUUCCCUUUUAUUUUCUUGGAAACCAAACAAAGAGAGAAAAUUGAAUAAUGGGUAUGUGUUAAACCUCAAAAAAAAAAAUUUUAAAAAAGCUUACCAACAUACAAGGACGAUUUGGAGAAGAAUUUAGAGAAGCCAGGUGUUUGUGAACCCAUAACCAAAUUCUCUAAAACCCAAAACCUCUAUCUUUCUUUUCUCACUAUUGUGAACCCAUAACCAAAUCCACCAAUAACCAAAUGCAAAAACCAACAAAACCCAAAUGCAUCUCUUCACUCACACUGGCAAACCACUCGCUCAGACUCUCUGCACGGCCACCAAGACUCGCACCUAGAAGCUCGAGCAAAUUGCCAACGAGAUCCGAGACCUCACCAAGCUCGAACGCUACGACUACUUCGUCCUCUGGAGGCACAAGAUGGGCCUCAACAAGUACGGCCCAGCAAUCUCCAGGCUCGACCCAUCCUCGGCUUCUGGAUCCGAAGCCGGGUCGGGCGAGGAGGCCAAAGCCGCGGAGAAGAGCGCGUUCGAUUUGAAGCUGGAGAAGUAUGACGCGGCAGCGAAGAUCAAAAUCAUAAAGGAGGUGAGAACUUUCACGGAUUUGGGGUUGAAGGAGGCCAAAGAAUUGGUCGAGAAAGUCCCUGUGGUGUUGAAGAAAGGUCUCACCAAAGAAGAGGCUGAUCCCAUUCUCGCUAAGCUCAAGGAAUUGGGUGCCACUGUGGUAUUGGAAUAAAGAUUGAUUUUUGUUUU